Molecule: messenger RNA, 1362 nt
Organism: Plenodomus lingam JN3
Lineage: Eukaryota; Fungi; Ascomycota; Dothideomycetes; Pleosporales; Leptosphaeriaceae
Source: RefSeq, a predicted model, not a curated record
AUGCCCCCAAAGAAAAGCGCUCUUGCCGACGCCUGGGACGACGACUGGGAAUCGCUCGCUGAUAAAGAAGACGAACAGCCAGAAGCACCCAAGCCAGAACCAAAACUCACCAAAGCGCAACUCAAAGCCAGGCACAUUGAGCUCAAUAAACAACUAUGGCAAUCAGCCGAGAAUCCAGAACCCCAAUGGUACCCAGAAGUUCGCAGCUCUGUCCCCGUCGCAACCUUCAAACCCAAAGUCACCAUGCUAGCCCGCAAGCCCGCCCCCCAAGUCCUCGCCCGCAACAUGGCGGGCUUAGCUCUCGACGACGACGACAGCGAAGAAGAGCGCCGCAAGAAAGCCGCCGCCGACUUUGAAGAGCGCAAGACGCGCGCGCAACAGGAACGCGCAGAUAAAGAGCGCAAGUACGCAGAAGCACGUGAGCGCAUCUUUGGGUCACCCGCUGCCUCUGCAACCGAGGACUCGCGCAGCAACUCGCCAAACAGACCCAUGAGAGGCAGGGGCAAGGGAAGAGGCGGCAAGGAUAUGCAGACACGGUCGAGUAACGAGCAAUCGCCUGCGAGGGCAUCGGCGAAUGCAACCACGGCCACGGCCACAGCACGGGGGUUGUUUGAUCCUACGUAUACGCCCAAACCAGGGUCUGUAUAUAUCCAGAGGAAGGAGGCAGGUGCUAGUCGACCGGCUACACCGAAUGGACAGGAGAAGCCUAUUCGACAGCCUCAAGGGCCUGCGAGAGGGGGCGGAAGAGGCUUUGGGGGAAGAGGAGGUUUUGCUGCGCAGGCUGCAAACGGCUAUUCACACAUGCCGGCAUCCUCGGAGGCGCCCGACACGACAAGAGUUACCAAUUUGCCAUCUCCAUUCCUCGCAUACAGGCCAUGGAAUGGGAUUCAUCAAUGCGCUACACGAAAACACAUAUCCACAACACGAGCAGCAAAUGCUGUCCGCGAAAAAGGGGCUCGACACUUCCGCCUCGGGCCGUCAUCAACAGUAGACCACAGCGGUCAUAUCGCCCUUUGGUGUGGCAAUAAUUCACAUGUCCUCCGCAUGGCCGAUACACUUGUCCAUGAGGACGCGUAUAAUUCGCAAACAACUCCUAGCAGACCACCACGAGGGCUGUGGACCCGGGGUAUGGUUGCAUGCCAACGUUAUCAAGCCGCGGAUAUGAUGUUGGCAAUGGAUGGCAAGGCAAGGCAAGUUGUACCAUUGGAUGAUCAAUGGCCAGGGCAAAUGGACGAGCUUGGAGUACCAUACCAAGACGCAUACGAAACAUCUGGCAGAGUUCACAGUUUCUUGGACGCACAAUCUGCAAUCAGACGGUUCAAAGGACGAGCAUUGGCCUGCGUAUCACAUGGGCUUGUCUGA